UCACUGCUGACAUUAAGGUCAUGUCUAAGUCGUAGAUUUUUACAUGAAAACUCCAAUGGAAAAACUGCCUUGACUUUGACAUGAUCUUAAUAUCCCAGAAGGCAUUCAAUGUCAAAAAGGCAUCAAAAUAGAAACUUAAUAUCAAAAGAGAGAUCAACCAGAUCAACAUGUAAAAUGAUGUAAAUCAUGUAAAUCAAGGUCGGACUAGCUUGCGCAGACAACUUCAAGUGCUUCAGGACAAGUGUUAACCUAACCUUAAAAAAUUUAGCAGACGGCUUUUUUUGGGGUGCGCGAAUGACGCAUGUAAACAAUAAUUAUUUUUACCUACUUGUUUAUCUUUAUGCAUCCACUUGUCAAUUUUGUGAAAUUUUUACUAAAAACUGUGAUACUUAAUGUAAUCCUAACAACUAUAUUUAUAAGCCAAUACUCAGAAGAUACUAUCCUUCCGGCAAUUUUCUAGGCGUGUUUUUAAAGACUUAAAUCUACAAGAUGUCAGGACAACAACAUCCAUUUCCAUCAGGAUUCCCAAAUACCCAACAAUCGACAAUGCGCAAUCAAUUUGGAGGCGGUCAAAUGGUUUCAAGUUUAAUGGGACCCCAACAAGGAGGAAUGGUGAAUCCACAGCAAUUCGGUCCCGGCGUUGGUACGGGCGUUAGUUCCAAUACAAUGGGUAUGCUUAGUGCGCAACAAGUUCUCGCACAGCAACAACAACAACAGACCAAUGCUCUUCAGCAAAUGCAGCACUUACAACAGCAACAACAACAGCAGCAGCAACAACAAAUGCAGAUGCAACAGCAGCAACAACAAGUCGCUUUGGUACAACAGAAUAGUCAGGGUGGCAGUGCAGCCACAACUCCUCAAACUCCAGUUCCACCAACUCAACCACCACAGGCACAAAAGCAACCCGGUAAGGAUAUUAACACUGCCAGUCUUUGUCGAUUUGGUCAAGAAACAGUGCAGGAAAUUGUCAGCAGGACACAAGAAUUAUUUCAAACAUUAAAAGUUCUUCAACCACCCAAUGGCACUGCACAGGGCUCCACAAUUGCAAACGAAAAGAAAGCAAAAGUCACGGAACACUUGAGAACGUUAAAUUUAUUAUUCAAUCGAUUGAGAUUAAUUUACGAAAAAUGUAACGAGAGUUGCCAAUCGGGAAUGGAGUAUACGCAUAUUGAAAGUUUAAUUCCACUCAAGGAGGAAUGGGACAUGAAGUCAGAUGAAAAGAAAUCGUCCGAAGCUUAUCGACUCGUUUAUGAAGAAAGCAAAGAAGUCAUGGAGCAAGUCAUCUUGAAAAACAGGCAUCUCAAGGAAAUAAUCGAUCACUUGAGGCGCAUUAUAUCCGAAAUAAAUACAAUGUUAACUAUGCGACGAUCUUAGAAAUAAUCUACCUAUACACAUAAGUAUAAUUGCUUUAAAAAAACUGCCUAUUUGAAUAUAAUAAACAAAAUAAUCGUAAAAA
Molecule: messenger RNA, 1456 nt
Organism: Leptopilina heterotoma
Lineage: Eukaryota; Metazoa; Arthropoda; Insecta; Hymenoptera; Figitidae
Product: mediator of RNA polymerase II transcription subunit 30-like
Exons: 5
Coding region: 490-1374 (294 amino acids)
Biological process (GO): positive regulation of DNA-templated transcription
Cellular component (GO): mediator complex
Molecular function (GO): transcription coregulator activity
Source: RefSeq, a predicted model, not a curated record